Messenger RNA from Carassius carassius (crucian carp), 1901 nucleotides. RefSeq lists its product as uncharacterized. Gene Ontology annotation, molecular function: protein homodimerization activity; protein heterodimerization activity. The record is from RefSeq and is a predicted model, not a curated record. Gene Ontology annotation, biological process: angiogenesis; cell adhesion. Lineage: Eukaryota; Metazoa; Chordata; Actinopteri; Cypriniformes; Cyprinidae. Bases 108 to 998 code for a protein of 296 amino acids. The transcript has 8 exons.
AAAAAAAUUCCCCUUUAGAGUGAAAGUGAAAGGAGCCUGUCCUUCAUAAUUCGUUCGGUUGUGUUCCCGUCGGAUUGUCCAUUUGAAGAACGUUGACAAAAGUAAACAUGUAUUCAGUGAAGAUUAUGUUUGUGGUUUCUCUCUUCAUCCCUGCUGUGAGGUCCAGCAAAGAUUUGUGGAAACUGGAAUGCCUGCCUACAGUUGGAAUUCUUGCUGAGACCACAGUUAUCAGAUGCUAUUUCAAAGACAUAAAAGAUAUUGAGAUAGUUGCAGUCUAUUUAACAAAAGUUGGAGAGGAUAAGCCAUUAUUUAGCCAAGAAGAAUCAAAAAGAUCGGGAGAUAAACGCUUUAAACUUCUUGAAAACUCAACAAUGCGUCCAUCUCUGCAAAUCUCUGAAACAAUGUUUUCUGAUGAGGGUGAAUAUCACUACCAUGUUACAACGGACAGUGGUUUUAAAGACAUUAAACUUUCCAUCAGUGUCACAGCGAGGUACAAGAAUCCUGUCACAAGCACAUGGCCUGAAAAGGUAAUGGAUAGAGGACCUGUCAGCCUUUACUGCAAUGCUACCGACGGCUACCCAGCAGGCACCAUUAAUUGGUUUGACCGAUCUGGAACCAAUUGGACCUCGAAUUCAGUGCUGACAAAAGACCCCAAAGUCAUCAGCGGUGUAAAAUCUGUGGCUUUGUCUAGCAAACUGACUCUCAAGUCUAUCGCCUUGGACCUAGCACCAUUUAAAUGCAUCGUCUUUAAUAGUAAAUAUGUACAAGAUGGAUUAAAAACAUUGGAUAUCACACCUGUUUUAGAUGAAACAAACAUGGUUUCUUCAGGAUCUAAGACAAAAAGCAUUGUCGCUGGUGUGAUAGUCAUUGGAUCGCUUACUGUUGGCCUGCUGUUUGCUCUGUUGUUUUUCAGAAAAAGAAAUCAUACUCAUAGACGACCUUCUGCUAAUCCUAUUCUAAGUUAUGAACAAGGAAACGAUGAUGAUCCGGAAAAAUAGUAAUAUCAGUCCUGAGAAUUGAAGCUUCUAAUAUCAGGAGAGGAAAUUGAAACAAUAAAGCCUGAUUUUCAUACUGAGGUCAGCGCAGCCGCCAUUUGACUGAAACAAAAGUGAAGGCAUAAGGAAAAUGGCAGCUGUUUGUUAUAUGUGGGCAAGUAAUGACUGUAAGAUUACAAACAAGACUUAACAAUCUGUAAACUUCUCUAUACAUUUAAAAUUAAUUGUGGCUUUAGAGAUCAUAUACACUAAUACUUGUCAAAUUAAUGACUACAUCAAUAUAAACAAGAGUUUUAAAAAGGUUUUUGGAGGUUUUCUGAACAUUUGAGGAAUUAUUUUGCAAAUGCUUUCUUAAGCCUGGUCAGAAAUCAUUAUUCAUGAUUAUUUUACAAAUUUCAUAAAAUGACAGUUGUAGUUUUAAGAAAUAGUUUACAAUAUCGAAAUAUAAAUAUAGUUUUGUAAAAAGUGUUUUAUAUCUUUCUAGGGUUUUUUUCCAUCACUACUGACACUUUUGGGUUUUACUGUCACAAUUCACUGAGGGUUUUGUGGUAAUAUUGUUCUGUAAUGCAUCUUAGUAACAAUAUUCAGGCUUAUUAGGUAAGUGUUUUACAAAUGAACAUGAAUUAAAUUAAAAACAUUUAUUCUCAGUUUUAUGAAUCAAACAUUAAUGUAAAAAAUGUUAUACACUUUUUUUUGUAAUUGUGUUUAUACUGCUACCAUUGUAUCACUGGUCACUUACACUUCACCUCAAUGAUAGUAACUUUCAAAUAAGUCUCACAUUUAGCAUUAAUUUUCAGAUUCUGAUCAUUUAAAAGUGAAGUGAAUGAUGCUUGACUUGUAAUGUGGUGAUUUUUCAGUGAGUACAGCAACUGUAGAGAGAUGUUUAAUCUAAGCACUAUGUAUACA